Messenger RNA from Danio aesculapii, 5242 nucleotides. Its product is annotated as G patch domain-containing protein 8. The record is from RefSeq and is a predicted model, not a curated record. Gene Ontology annotation, cellular component: nucleus. NCBI's taxonomy places the organism in Eukaryota, Metazoa, Chordata, Actinopteri, Cypriniformes, Danionidae.
UCUGAGCGAGGAUCAUUUCAGCACCGGGAAAAAAGCAUCUGCUAUCCGACAUCCAGCAAAUUCGUGAGAGAGUUGACCGGUCAAUUGAAGACACGCGCGCACUCAUAUGAAACCACGCCAGCUGAAACAUCACUCAUUCUACAAGUACCACAUUACUCCAUCAGCACCAGAACGCGUGUUUUAACAUCACUCAACAGACGUGACUUUUUGAAUGGUGUUUAAGGAGGACAUGACCUUACUUGAACUGUUUCUUAUGUUGGAUGUGAACGCUUGAGUGUUUAAGACUGAACAAUCCUGGCAACUCCGGAGCAACAUCUAGUAAGGUCGUCUGGGCUGGACAGCAGGUGCUUGUUCGUUCUUGAAUAGGAAAACAGACAGAGGAGGUGACAGAAGUGUGGGACGAUUGCCAGAUUACUGUUUUAUCGGCGUGUCCUCGUAACGUGCAGAAGCGAUCACACCACUCGCUGACCGUCCUCUGUCUACUUUAAGUCGGCGUGAACCCAGCGUGAUCAUCUUCAAAGUAACUUGCCCGUCUGGUCGUGUCUGGAUCCCGCUCAUGGGUGACGCUGGACCGGAUGGCGUGCUACUACCUUGUGAUCAGCUCCACGCACCUCAGCAACGGACACUACAGGAGCAUCAAAGGAGUUUUCCGGGGUCCACUAUGCAAAAGCACCGGGGGCGAAUCUCCGGACUACGCUAAGAAAGAGAAAGCCAUUGCAAAAGCCCUGGGGGAUUUGAAGGCUAACUUCUAUUGUGAACUGUGUGACAAACAGUACCAUAAAUAUCAGGAGUUUGACAACCACAUCAACUCCUAUGACCACGCACAUAAACAGAGGCUGAAAGAGUUGAAGCAGAGAGAAUUUGCACGGAACGUUUCCUCCAAGUCUUGGAAAGAUGAAAAAAAGCAGAAACGAGCUCUGAAACGACUGCAUCAGCUUGCACAACUCAAACAGCAAAAAGACAGUGAUGACAAGAAAAGUCCAAAAUUAAGGUCUACAAACAAGGCUAAGGAUCAAGUUAAAAUCCCAUCCGCUGGCAGUAGCAAGGUUGACAGAAAACCAACUGCAUCAUUGGUCCAAAAUUCAACCCCUAUCUCCACAAACCUCUCAUUGAAGGGCUUGUCCUCCAAUCGUAUUCCCACACUUCAGCAGGCAUGUCACGAAAAACAUCCCUUACUGACAAAACCCUCUGCAGGACACCGGAGCCCCAGAGCAGGGGUUUCAUUCUGUUUCUCCAGGCGAGCUCAACUGAAGCUUGACUCCUGUGCCUCUGUGUUUAGCGAUGGACUUGAUGAGGCUAGUGACUAUCAAGAGCUUCAGCGCCACAGGCACAGGCUUGCCCUGGAGGCCCUCUGGUCCUGCUCGAGCUCACCCAGAACCCCAAGUAAUGAUGACCAUGAUUUGUCCCAUGAUCCUCCUACCCUGGACUGGGUGGAUGGAGACUCUCAAACACUGCAAAUGGAAGCACAAGAGAAACAUGUGGAGAGUGAUGAAUUUGAGGCAAACUACAGCACAAGCGAGCCAGAAAAGCUGGGGUGUCCUGACACACAGAGUCCUGGAGCAGACUGGAAGCCAGCUGGUUCAGAAGACAGAUUGCUUGAUGGGGGGCAGAGACCGAGGGCAGAGGGGGCUUAUGGGGGAUCAGAGGAGAGAGAAUGCCUCAAGUGCCCCAGCCUUACUGUUUACACAGAUGGACAGGGCACUAUGGCCCAAAGCCAACUCCAAAUACAGAAAGACUCAAACCACCAUACACAGAAAAGCAGUGAAGAGGCUAUUAUGCAAAAUGAGAGAGACUGUGAGCCAGAAAAAGAGACAGAGGAAUAUAAAAUACAAAGAGUUUGCGAAGAUGAAAAUACAGGUUCUUUUCUUAAUGUACUCCGCAAGGAUGGAAAUGUGACAAAAUGGCCAUUUGAGCUGGUUCAAUUUACUUCUGAGGAGCCACGUGUAUCUUUCAGCUGUAACCCUCUCUGCUGCUAUUUUAAACACAAGAAGGGCAAACACAAAAGCACAAAGGCUGAGGAGGUAAAUCUUGAUGCUGUUGACAAGCUCACAGACCAGAAUGACAGAGCUGGGCCACAAACACAGAAUGUUCCAGGAGAUAAAUUAGGCAUUUUAAAACCAAAGAAACCCAAACACAGGAGAAAGGAGAAAAGACGUAGGUGUAAAUUAGAUGCUGUCAGGAUCCGGCAAGCAGGCUGCGCAUUCAAAACCUGCUCACAGACAGAAGCUGGAGGACACUUUGAAUUCCAAAGCACUCCAACCGACACGUCACAAAACAAGCAAGUGUGCACAGAGAGGAGGCACAAGCUGGGGAAAAGGAAAAGAUCAGUGAGAGAUGAGACUUCAAAUGAAAGUGACACCCCAGAGCACAGCCUCAAAAGCAUUGUUGUAAGCUCGCUUUCCGCCCCGGCACGUAAAAAAAAGAAAUGUCAAACGAUGAGGGGGCUUGUGUCUGCGCUACGCUUGGUAAGGCGGAGGCCUUUGCCAUAUUCUGCUCACAACUCAACAGGAAGAAAGGAUAAUUAUCGCUGGUAUGACAAUGCCUACGAGUCAAAGAGGGAUGCUGCCUCAACACCCACUAGUGACAAAUCUGGGUCAUGGGGUGGCCUGUCAGACCUGACCUCAGAUGGAGAGUGGCCUGUGUACCACAUGGGAAGAUGCUCCACCUCCCCAAGAUCAAACUAUCUAUACCCUUUGAGAAGGGAGAACAGUCAGCCCAGGUCUUACAUUAGAGGUCCCUCAUACAAUGUUCCUCACUACAGUUAUAGUCCAUGUAGAGAUUUUGAACAUACAGGAGAAAGUUGGGAUUACACAGACACCUACAUCUACAAUAAGCAAAGAUAUUCAACCAUUUGUAACAGCCCAGAUCAGCAUGAGAGGUACGGCAUGAGAAGGCACAAACCAUUUUUUGAGGACCAUAAACACAGAGAGCACAGAAUUCAAAAUACAGGCAGAAAGUUGUUUUACAGAGUCUAUGACAGCCCUGAACCUCAGGAGGAUGACAGGGACUGGUGGUACAAUGACAGACUUAGUCCUGUAGGUAGGAGGUAUCAGGAAAGAGAAGAAUUUCAGUGGUCAAGUCCAGAAAGAAGUGAAGACAGGUGGUAUAACAAGCCAAUUCCCAUUCGUAGCCCCAGUUCCUCUAGUAGCACUAGCAUCUCAGAUCUUAGUGGAGAUUGGUCAUCUAAUUCCCAAAUUAGACCAUCACCUACAAGACAGAGCCAGAAACAUUCUGAAUUGCCUUCUGAGAGAUUGGUCAAGACCAAAUCCUCCCUUUCUCCUCUUAGAAAGAGAAGCCAUUCACCACCAUUUCCCACAAGUAAGCAUGCCACUCAGCCUAAUUCCUUACACGUAGGUGUAGUGAAAGAAGAUGUUACACACAAGAUUAACACAAUGGCAACAGAUCCGUUGGUUGAAAAGGAUCCUAAAGUAAAAAAAGCAAAUUUCACACUCUCACUUCCACUAAUUGGCAAAUUACCAUCCAUUAAGAAUGGGGCAAGAAAAAGAGGCAUUAAUAAAGAGGCAGGUGCUAGUAUUAGUAGCCAGGUUCAAACACCCUCAACUCUCCUAUCAAAACCACAAGUUAUGCCUCACAUUGACAUUAAGACUUCAGAUUGCUUUCAACACAGAGAUAGCCAAAAUCCCAGUGUGUCCCAUACUUGUCUUGAAACUACCAAUGAGAAUAGAUCAAAAGAAUUCUGUGCUACUUUAGCUUUGGAUCCAAACAAUAUUCAGAAGCAAACCAUCAGAGGCCAAGUGGACCAUGCGGAAAUUGCAGGGAUUCACUGUACAAAACGAACCACUCCUCCCCUUUCUGAGCAACCAAUCACCUUCACUGAUGAUGAAAUUGAGAAGUACAGAUUGCUUCAACUCCAGGCCCAGCAGCACAUGCAGCAGCAGCACCUUCAAGAGCAAGCAUCUGUGGAGAUGACUUGUUUACCCGUACCAGCUCCAAAGCCACUCAACCAGACUGCACUUUCAGCCUGUAUGCCAUUCAGCAUACUUCAGCCAUCCUCUCCAGCCUCCUCUAUCAUUCCUCACCCUUCCCCUGUUGCCCUCUUGCCUACCAUUCAUCCCUCUCUUUCUCAGCCCCAUUUUGCCCCUACAAUUCCUGCUGCCUUCUCUGUGCCGCCUGCAACUGUGUUGGCAGCUCAGCCACUCCAACUGAUCCCAGCCUCAUCCCUCCAUCCAGUUCACCCUCACCAUCAUGUCCCUGGGUUGACUCUCCACCCCCUGCCUCCCACUUCUCUGCUCCCCGCAAUGCUCAGUCCAAUGCCCAUGGCUGCUGCCACUGCCGCUGCUGCAGCCGUCGCUGCUGCCAGUACCCUGCAGAUCCACCCCCUACUACACCCUCUGUUCCACAGCCAAGACCUUCAGCGCCACCCUGGACCAACCAGUUAGCUCUGGUCAGAAUUAUAAGGGAAAUUUGAAUAAACAAAAAGAGUAUAGUUCUGACAUAAAUUUUUUUACAAGAUGAUUGCAAAUGUGCUGUGAACUUUCUGAGGUUUAGGUUCUCUCAGCCAAAGGUCCUGUUCAGUUGUGAUUUAUUUUUGUUUUAUUUGUUACAUCGUUGACUCAAAGAUAAAGGGACAUUUUACAUUUUAUUAUUAUUUACCAUUCUUCGUAUAUGUGUCCUCUCCCUGAACACACAGAUGAACCUCUCCUGCCUCAGUGCACUGUGAUUUAUCAGAAGUUAAGCCCAUUCAGCGGUUGGCUGAAAUUUAGUCAAAUUAGAGCGUUAAUGCCUUUUUUAAUUAGUGAUAACUAUAAUUAGCAUAAUUUUACAGUUAUGUUACUCAGCAAGAAUUCAAAGGGUUUUAUUUAUAAAGAACUAGGGGAAUUUUCCUUGAACAGUCUUAAACUAAGCUAAAUGUACAUGAAAAUUUCAAAUUUGAAGAGAGAUGAAAAUGUUUUUAGAAUAUGCAAAUUGCCAUUAUUUGAUGCAGAAAUACAGCAUGUGAUUGAGCUAUUGUAUCUCCUAAUGGAUUUAGCAGUGUCCACCACUUUGGGUGCAGACAUCUCAUUUUAAUGAUUUUUUUUUUCUGUGUUGUUUCGUAGGGUAGAGUGAGUUUGGACUUGCCCAGCUUUAGUGUGGACAUGCAAUAAUGUUUUUUCAAUCUAUUUAAAGUGUAAAAUAUUGAACUGUAUUUAUGUAUUCAUACUUUGUAAUGUAAGUAAUAACAAAUAACAUGCACUUGAUUGUUCGUACAUGUUUAAGAUGCUUUUUAUUCACUUUAUUUUUG